UCCGCUAUUGAGCUGGCCAUGUGAGUUGUAGGUGCUGAUCGGGGAAGGGGUUGCCAUGGCGGAGACAGCGGUACCUCCACCAAACCUGGGGCAAUGUAUGAAGGUGUUGGAGGCAGUGAGUGCUCACCCCGAGCAGCUUCUCAGUGUGCAGGAAGAAUUGGCUUCUAAAUUUUCCCAGUUAACAAAGGUUUUGUAUGAUCUACAUAAGUCUGAACUUGCUCUUGAAGUGGGAAGUCCGCUCAAAGAACUUGUGGUUGAAAACUUUGAUGAAGAGCAAAUCUGGCAACAGAUCGAACUCGAGAACAGCAGUGUCCUUGACUAUUUCAAGAAAGCUGUCACAAGAAGCGUCAAAGACGAGGAGCUCUGUCUUCUGGAGCCAUCUGAAGAAGACACAUCGGAGUCUGAGUUUGAGGAAGAUGAUUCAGAGGUAGAGCCUGAACUAGACACAGACAGUAAGGAUGAUGAAAAGAAAGAGGGAGAUCAAAAACGCAAUGGCCGUAAAGAGAGCAAAGUAAAACCAGCCUCUUCGUUUAGCGAUGAUAAUGAUUCCGACUUGGACUUUGAUAUUGAUAAACUGGAGCAGCAGCGCAAAAAGAAACCAGUAAAAAACCCAAAAAGGAGGCCUGCUGAGAAAUCCAUAGUGGAUGACCAGUUCUUCAAACUGGCAGACAUGGAGGCGUUUUUGGAAGCAGUAGAGAAAGAAGAUGGAAGAGAUGAGAAUGAUGAAGAUGACAUUGAUUAUUUUGAGGACAUUGAGUCCGAUGAUGAUGAAGAAGAAGAAGACUUAUUCAGCGAAGGAAAAACAAAACAGGACACUAAAAGUUCCAGAGACCUUCAUUACAAAGACUACUUUGAUUCAGUAGAGAAUGAAGAAGAGAGUAUGGAUCAGCAACCAAGUGAUGAGGAAGAGGAACAUUCAGAGGAUAAUGAGGAUGAAAAUAUAUCUAUGGGGGAGGAGGAGGAUGCUGGUGAUGAUCAGGAAGAAAUUGAUGAGGAUGAUGAAGAAGACGAGGAAAGAAUGGAGGAAACAGAAGAGAGCAAAGAAGCCAAGCAAGCUUUCAAGCGAGUGACAUUCGAUUUGUCGGAUGAAAGUGAAGGGGAAGAUGUUGGUGAUGUACUUGGUGGCAAAAAGCAACAGGAUAUCUCGGAGCCAAGCGAACCAAAGUCUUCCUUUGAGAAACGGGAAGAGAAGAUGACGGAGAGAAUUCAAGCCCUUCAAAACCAGAUGCUGGAAGAGAAAGUCUGGCAGUUAAGCGGCGAAGUAACUGCUCAGAAAAGGCCUGAGAACAGUUUACUGUCAGAGACGGUGCAAUUCGACCAUGCCUCCAGGAUGGCACCCAUUAUCACAGAAGAGACCACAUUACAGCUGGAAGAUGUCAUUAAACAGAGAAUAAAAGACCAGGUAUGGGAUGAUGUAGUACGAAAGGAAAAACCAAAAGAAAACCCAUUCGAAUUCAAGAAGCGACUCACCUUGGACCAUGAUAAGAGCAAACUGAGCCUUGCAGAGGUUUACGAGCAAGAGUACUUGAAACUCAACCAGAAAAAGGCAGAAGAAGAAGAAAAUCCAAAGCAUGUGGAAAUCCAAAAAAUGAUGGAUAGCCUCUUCCUGAAGCUUGAUGCUCUUUCCAAUUUCCAUUUCACACCCAAACCGGCUGUUCCAGAAAUUAAGGUCGUUUCAAACCUCCCUGCGAUCAGCAUGGAAGAAGUGGCACCAGUGGGUGUCAGCGAAGCAACCCUUCUCGCUCCAGAAGAAGUUAAGGAAAAGAACAAGGCAGGGGACAUAAAAACCACAUCUGAGAAAACUCCCACAGACAAAAAGCGUGAGAGGAGGAAGAAGAAGCUUGCAAAAAAGAUGAAAAUCAAAGAGAAGGAACAGCGGCGGCAGCUGGCUGAGAAGAUGAGGGCGGAAAGUGGGAAGAAACCAUCAAAAGAAGCUGCUGCAGCCAGUGUGAAGAAGCUUGCCAAAGAAGGCAAAGCCACCAUACUCAAGGAUGAAGGGAAGGAUAAAGCUCUGAAGUCCUCUCAAGCGUUCUUCUCAGAGCUGCAGGAUCAAGUGAAAAUACAGAUCAAAGGUGCAAAAGCAGCACAGAAAAAGCCAAAGAAAGAGAACCAACUUUCUGCUCACAAACUGAAGCUAUAGCAAGCUGUCCGCCCUGCUGUCAGAUUUAUUUAGGAUCAGCUACUACGAGUCACAGAUGGAUGUGUAAAAAGCUUUUUAUGCCUAAAUGGUUUUGUUUUGUGUGUUUUUGUAAAAUAAAAUCUAUAGGAUCACCAA
Messenger RNA from Spea bombifrons (plains spadefoot toad), 2275 nucleotides. It is a transcript of the gene MPHOSPH10, whose product is annotated as M-phase phosphoprotein 10. NCBI's taxonomy places the organism in Eukaryota, Metazoa, Chordata, Amphibia, Anura, Pelobatidae. Gene Ontology annotation, biological process: rRNA processing. The record is from RefSeq and is a predicted model, not a curated record. The transcript has 11 exons. Gene Ontology annotation, cellular component: nucleus; Mpp10 complex; small-subunit processome. The coding region runs from base 56 to 2140 and encodes 694 amino acids.